Hermetia illucens (black soldier fly) is the source of this 1640-nucleotide messenger RNA. RefSeq names its product plastidic glucose transporter 4-like. Gene Ontology annotation, cellular component: membrane. Gene Ontology annotation, molecular function: transmembrane transporter activity. The record is from RefSeq and is a predicted model, not a curated record. The transcript is spliced from 3 exons. Lineage: Eukaryota; Metazoa; Arthropoda; Insecta; Diptera; Stratiomyidae. Gene Ontology annotation, biological process: transmembrane transport. The coding region runs from base 130 to 1494 and encodes 454 amino acids.
UGGGUUCCUUCAGUCUAGUUGGUAGUACUCUCCGGAUAGCAUUAGUUAGAAAUUAAAUUCGACCCUGAAAAUUCCUUCAUUAAGUGCUUUCGUUUUUGGUUAGAAAGUGUUAAGUGAAGGAGAACGAAGAUGAAUAAUCAAGGAGUUUCCGGAGUACCUGCUACUGCAGGGAGAACACAAACAAAAAGACAGGAACAGGCAUUUUUUGGAGGUGCGAUGGUUAUUAUGACCACUGGAUUAUUCAUAGCACAGACUUCAUACAUUUGGUUUAUGCCCAAUCAGUGGGCUUUCUACGGACUGAAUACUGCAGGAUACGUUCAUGCUCUUGUUAGUUGGAAUGUAGCAUUCAUAAUGGGUUCAGCAUUAGCUGCAUUUGCGGUUUGGAAAUUUCAAAAAGAUAAAAUCUACUAUCUUUCAGCCAUUCUAGUCACAAUUGGUGGCGUACUUAUGAUACCAUCAUGGGAUUCAGCAGCACCACUCAUACUAGCUCGAUACAUCGCAGGCAUUGGACAAGGAUUAGCAUUUUUGCCUACAAUCAUCCACGCAUCAGAAGUAUCCCCAUCAGACUUUCGUGGAACAACACUUGGAUCCAUUAGCUUUUACUUAGUUUGUUCUGGUGUAAUUGGUUUCGCCAUGAUUGACAUGCUCAUCUACAUCGGUUCAAUGGACUUUUUUGUUGAUCAAGUGCUCGGAAUCCUGACGCUCUGCUUCGGACUGAUCAGCAUUGUCCUUAACUACUUCAGAUGCAUCGAAUCGCCAGUCUAUCAUUUACAGAACAAUGACACCAGCAGCGCUAUCUCUUGUUUGGCGAAAUUAAACGUAGAUCACCCUUCAUCACCCAAUGUGGCUAGUGACCUUGUGCAUCUGCAGGCUUUCGUUGAUGGACAAAGACGGUUCAGUGGAAGUCUGAGACCCUUUAUAAGGGUAGUGGCCUUACGCGCAGUUUAUGCUUUAUCCACACUAACCGUCUUCAAUUUGUUCACGAAUAUGUUCCUCGUCGGAGAGUUGCACCAGAAUACGUUGCUGAUUGCCUUCUUGGUUAGAUUUUCUGGUGAGGCCAUCGGUAUUUACUCUGUGGACAAAGCUGGACGACGUAUAUUGUUGCUGAUUUCAUUUGGAGGAUGUGUUGCAUCGUUCGUUGUGAUUGGCGGCUUGUUUCUCGGUGAUGUUGACUAUUCGAUAAUUGUAACUGGCGGUGCUUUCUCCAUGGUAUUUAACUUCUUCUUGGGACUUGGAUUGAGCCACAUUUCUGUGAUUUACAUGGGAGAGAGUUUUGCUGUUGAUCGAAAACCAUUUUAUAUCUUUGUAGCACUGUUUUUGGAAAACGUGAUACAAAUAGUUGCAAUGGUAAUAUGUUGCUAUGUCACCAUUGAGGUCGCGCCAGCCUAUUUGAUCGUGGCCGCUGUGCAGAUAGUAGUUGGGGGCAUGGUGUGCUGGAAGACUCCAGAAACGAAACGCUUGACAUUGAACGAGAGCCGUGAUAUUUUGGAAUGACAUCGAAGUCCCUUUGGACCGUAUUGGUCUCCAAAAUAGCUUUUUACUAUUUGUUAACUAAUUGAGUGUAAUGAAAAGAUGCAAUGCAAUUAUACUUUUCUAGAAUUUAUUUUAGAAUUUUAUUACGAUUUUUUUAAAUGAUUAUG